Molecule: messenger RNA, 984 nt
Organism: Argiope bruennichi
Lineage: Eukaryota; Metazoa; Arthropoda; Arachnida; Araneae; Araneidae
Product: glyoxylate reductase/hydroxypyruvate reductase-like
Exons: 9
Coding region: 1-984 (327 amino acids)
Cellular component (GO): cytosol
Molecular function (GO): NAD binding; hydroxypyruvate reductase (NADH) activity; hydroxypyruvate reductase [NAD(P)H] activity
Source: RefSeq, a predicted model, not a curated record
AUGAGCAAGCCAAAAGUUCUUGUUACACGCAUUGAUGUACCUGAAGACAGCAUUAAAAAACUGAAAGAGCAUUGCGAUGUGGAAGUAUACGAAGAAGAUAAACCUAUACCUAAAGAAGAACUUAUCAAGCGCCUUCCAGGGAAAGCCGGACUCUAUUGUCUUUUAACAGAUCCAAUUGAUAAGACAGUAAUCGAUGCCGCAGGACCAACUCUAAAAGUCAUCGCUACUAUGUCCGUUGGCUACGAGCAUAUCGAUUUAAACCAUUGUAAAUCUAAAAAUAUAAAAGUGAGCAAUACUCCUGAUGUUUCGUCGGACUCCGUGGCAGAAUGGACAGUCACGUUGAUGCUUUGUGCCGGGCGCAACUUCAUGGAGGCGGCUACGGCUAUAAAAAAAGGAAAAUGGAUUUACCAGUGGAGUCCGAUGUGGUUGUGUGGGGCAGGUCUGGCGGAUGCAACCAUUGGAAUUGUGGGAAUGGGAAGAAUAGGGCAAAGUGUCAUGAAGAGGGUUUUGCCUUUCCAAGUGAAAGAAGUCUUGUAUUUCGACAUAUAUCAUCCCAUAAAACCUGCCGAAGAAUUGGGAGCGAAGUUUGUGGAGUUUGAGGACUUAAUCAAGAAAUCAGACUACAUUGUGUCUAUGUGCAAUCUGUCGGACGAAACCAAGAACCUGUUCUGCAAAAAAGUUUUUGAAUUAAUGAAGCCCACAGCAGUAUUCAUCAAUACUAGCAGGGGUGGUGUGGUGAACCAAAAAGAUCUGUACGAAGCAUUGAAGAAGAAAACAUUCCGUGCAGCUGCGUUAGAUGUGACGAUUCCCGAACCUCUUCCUAAAGAUCACGAGUUGCUCACACUUCCGAAUCUAAUUGUUACUCCUCACGUAGCCAGUGCAGAAACGAACGUCCGCAUCAAAAUGGCAGAUUUAGCGGCAGAAAAUAUUUUACUUGGGGUGGAAGGCAAAGAUUUGAAGACACCAGUUCCCAUGCCCAAAUGA